Molecule: messenger RNA, 1699 nt
Organism: Chlamydomonas reinhardtii
Lineage: Eukaryota; Viridiplantae; Chlorophyta; Chlorophyceae; Chlamydomonadales; Chlamydomonadaceae
Exons: 4
Coding region: 157-642 (161 amino acids)
Source: RefSeq, a predicted model, not a curated record
CUUAGUUUGGAGACUUUAACAGAGGGCCUGCGCUUUCAGUGCAUUUCUCACGCGACAAGUUGCAUGCAACCAACCAAAUAUACGUGCCAAGUCUUCGUGUCUCACUAGAGUUAGGCUAAUUCGCCUGCACCUGACGCGCCCAACCGUAGCAGCGCCAUGCGUGGCAUCGACACUACCUGCGGCCCCCACGCUCCAACUCAGCUCCAGCUCCUGCCCCUGGCCUCCGGCCGCCGUGCUGCCAGGACUUGUGCACUAGCCCACGCACAGCAAUGGCGGCGCGUCAGCUGCUGCUGUCCCAGGCGCCAGCUACCGGCGCCGGGCUCGCAGCGGCGGCCGCUGCCGCCAGUGGCCGCAGCGCCCGGGAGCGAUGGUGACGUGGGCGGGACGCGUAGCCGUCGCCAUCCCGACCUCCUUAGGGUGGCGCAGGGAAAGGACGGCAGCAGUAGCAGAGGCAAUGACGGCAGUGGCAGCAGCAACAGCGGCGACAGCAGCAGCAGCAGCAGUGGCAGUAGCAGCCUUGGUGGGAGGUCAGCACGUGUGAUGGGCGGGGCUGUGGCGCCUGCGCCUGCAGACGCACCUGCGCCGGACCCGCCGCGCCCGGAGCAAGUGGACGACCGAUACCGCAGGGCGGACUACAAGUAGGAGGGCCACCACGCUUCACGUAGUCGUUGAUCUGCAUGAACCACUCCUGACCGUAGCACUUGCUGGUGUAGUAGCACAGCACUGUCAUGAUGGACACCAGGAAGGUUUGUGUCAGGCCAGCCAUCGUGUGGGACAGCCGGCGCCGCUGGGACAGCUCGUAGCAGAGGCGGGGCAGCUUGAUAGGGGGCACAGGCCGCACAGGCACUAAUAGGCCUGCAAUGCGGAGUCACCGCGUGUGUGUGUGUGUGUGUGUGUGUGUGUGUGUGUGUGUGUGUGUGUGUGUAUGUGUGUGUGUGUGUGUGUGUGUAUUGGAUGGGGCACAGGCUGCACAGGCAUGGAAGGGGCAUCAUUUAACGAAGUGCUUGCUAGUGAAUGCGAAUGCAAGACGCCGUCGCGAGCUCCAGGCUAGCAAUAAACAGCACGAAAGAAGUUAGUGUCAGCGGCAAUGCGGUUACUUGUUACCUUCGAGACGAGACACCGGUGCGCGCUCCACGCUGCUCCGCAUUCGGCACGCCAAACGGAGUCCGAGUGUCGUGGAGACUGCUGCCGCUUGCAGGGGCGGACGCGUUCCAGCUCGCAACUAGGCUGCUGCCAUUCGCCGCGACAACGCGAAACCCACAAAAUGCACCCACCUGGAACGGAGCCAGGCGCAGCAAUGCGCAGUCAACUGGGGGUUAUCGUGUGUGACUAUGCGUCCUUGUGUGGUUGGUACUAUUAUCGCUGACAUGGCGGGCAAGCGGUUUUCGGCCUCGUAAGGACCGAGUGCGGGUUAGCGAAGAAGUCUGCUCGCGUCGCACGCUGGAGCUGGCGCUGGAGUGUGAACACUGUAGGCAGAUAUGAAAUGUGAGGCACAGGAGGCGGUCAGCUGACGGGAGAGGCGGGGACGGCGGGCACAGCUGGCGAGUGAAACUGGCACGGUCUGUAGCAGCUGCCUGGUCGGUAGGUGGUGCGCACGGUAACGGGGGUCCGGGCCAGGGGGGGGGUAGUUUCGACUGGGAAAGGCCCCAUGUUCUAAAACGAAAGAGCUUGACGAGAGGACUCCAAAUCCACUUUCAGA